This is a messenger RNA of Rhincodon typus (whale shark), 1385 nucleotides long. Its product is annotated as zona pellucida sperm-binding protein 3-like. The coding region runs from base 178 to 1353 and encodes 391 amino acids. Lineage: Eukaryota; Metazoa; Chordata; Chondrichthyes; Orectolobiformes; Rhincodontidae. The record is from RefSeq and is a predicted model, not a curated record. Gene Ontology annotation, molecular function: acrosin binding. The transcript has 9 exons. Gene Ontology annotation, cellular component: extracellular matrix. Gene Ontology annotation, biological process: egg coat formation; binding of sperm to zona pellucida; positive regulation of acrosome reaction.
GUGUUAGUUGGAGCUGUUUGUUGCUCUGAAACUUGUCAACAGUUUAUGAGCCAGAGGUUUCCAUGGAGAAUAUUGAGAGCUGCCCCUGUGACUGAGAGAGUCCCUCCUCAUGGGGGUCCUAUUGGUUCCAGUUUCAGAAUGUCUGAGGGUGGGAGUGUGUCUCCACUGUAGACUGUGAUGGUGCAGGGUGGAGAGCACAACCUGCUGGUCAGGGCCCAGCUGGAUUUAUUUGGAACCAGGCACCUGAUAAAAGCUGCUGACCUGACCCUGGGGACAGCAGGUUGUCAGCCAACCAGGAUCUACCCUGAGAACCACACUGUCCUCUUUGACUAUGGGCCGCAUGAGUGCGGCAGCAGAUUGCAGAUGACUGGAGAUUUCCUGAUCUACACCACUCACCUGACUCUCAUCCCAAACUAUCCUGGAUCUGUCAUUGUGAGAACCAAUGGAGCUGUCAUUCCCAUUGUGUAUUGUUAUUUGAGGAAGGGCAAUGUGAGCAGUAACCCCAUCAAGCCCACCUGGAUCCCAUUCAGCUCCACCAGGUCUGGAGAAGGGCACCUGGCGUUCUCCCUGCGUCUAACGAAUGGUGACUGGCUGACAGAGCGCACUUCCACUGUCUACUUCCUGGGAGACCUCAUUCACAUUGAGGCAUCUGUUUCAAUGGCCAACCACAUGCCCCUGAAGCUGUACAUUGACCGCUGUGUAGCUACACUGAGCCCAGAUAAGGACUCCAGCCCCAGAUACAGCAUCAUUGACUACAAUGGUUGCCUCGUGGACAGCAAAGCUGAGGACUCCUUUUCAACCUUUGUGUUGCCGAGAGACGAGCGGGAGCCGGACAAGCUCAGGUUUGACCUGGAUGCCUUCCGCUUCUAUGGAGAUGAGCGUUCCUUGAUUUUCAUCACCUGUCACCUGAAAGUUGCUGCAGUGGAUCAGGGAGAUUCCAGGAACAAAGCUUGUACUUUCCAGAAGCUGGACAAGAUCUGGACCCCACUGGAGGAAUCGAACAGUGACAUUUGUGCCUGUUGCCAUGUGGGUAAAUGUGGUAGCGCAAAGGAGAUCGUCCUUCCCUCCAAAGGAAGGAGAGAUCUUGGACUUGAAGCUGAGAGUGAAGCUGGAUUGAAGUGGGAGGGUGAGGCCUCACUUGGCCCCCUGCUCAUUCUGGAUCCUGAGCUGACCAGCCUGGCGACUGAGCCCCUGACUGAGGUUGAGCAAAGGAUGCAGGAGAGGUCUCCAGGAGGUGUGCAGUCUGAGCUGGUUGUGAUGGUGGCCCUGACAGUGACAGCUGUCUCCCUGAUCUCUGCUUCAUUGAUGGCCUUGUUCCUGUACAGGAAACACCAGCAAACUCCAUUCAACUAAUGAAAUGACCAAUAAAGCAGUGAUUCUUUGAA